UCCGCACCUGCAGAGCAAAACUCUUCAGUCAUCUAGGAAGAUCAGUCGGGUCCGGUUUUACCAGAACACAGCUUAAAGGCAGCACUGUUUUCAAGUAAGAGAUGUUUCGAUGUGCAUUGCUGCAGCUGAUGAUGCUGGCAGCUCUAACUCUGGCCUCUCUGGGCCUGCUGGCCUGGGCGUCGGACCUCUGCCCGGCCCGCUGCCAAUGCUCUGAGAACCAAACCACUGUUACAUGUCAUGGUAAAGGACUGAGCCAGAUACCCCCACUGCCAGCAGGAACAUUGCAGUUGUUCAUCUCGCACAACAAGAUCAAGGAGAUACCUGAACACGGGCUGAACGAACUGCAGGUCCUGGACCUCAGACAGAACCAGCUUGGUGGCUUUCUAAAACUCAACCCAGUUUGGCCCAGUAUGGCCCAGUUAACAAGACUGCUCCUUCGUGACAACGCUCUGACAUCACUGCAUUGGGGGCAGUUCCUAAACUGUCCCUCUCUUGUCUUCUUGGAUCUGAGUAAGAACCGGAUCAAGCAUCUAACAGAAGGAUUCCUCAGCGACUUAGCUAGUCUAAAGACGCUGCUUCUGAGCCACAACCAGAUCGAAACGCUGCAGGAGGGGGCGCUGGAUGGAGCCCUCGGACUCACUGAGCUCUGUCUGGACUUUAACAGUUUAAGGCAAAUAGAGGUUGGCGUCUUCAUGAAAUCCAAGAGACUGGAGAAGCUUGUUCUGUCUAACAACCAGAUCAUACAAGUUGGAGAAGCCACUUUCAGAGGAGCAGUGGGUCUUAAACAUCUUGAUCUGAGUGGUAACCGGCUGCAGGCUGUUCCAUCGGAGGCGCUGAGGGAUUUAAAGAAGCUUCAGCUUCUGAAUUUGGGGCUAAACCAUUUGUUCACCCUUCCAGCAGACGGUUUCCCCUCACUGACUCAGCUGCUUCAUCUCUGCUUGAAAAGAAACAACCUGACCAGUCUGCCGGAGAGCUCCCUCUCAGGUCUGGUUAAUCUGAGCGAGCUGGAUCUCAGUCAAAACUUUCUAUCUUCUCUUCCUGCUGAUGUUUUUAGAGACCUGGUCAACCUCAACCUUCUGGAUCUGUACAUGAACCGACUGACAGAACUUCCCCCUGAUGUUUUCAGAAACUUAAUCAAUCUGUCAGAGCUGCGGCUGGAUGGAAACAACAUCUCCACACUCCUGUCUGGGGUUUUUCACACGCUAGUCAAACUACAAGACUUAGAGUUGUCUCAUAACCACAUCCUGGAACUCCAUCCUGCCCUGUUCACCAACCUCAUGUCUCUGCAGAACCUUCAAUUGGCUCACAACCAUCUAAAGCAACUUCCUGAGGGCCUUUUUCACAAGCUGCAGGCCCUCAAAGAGCUGCACCUGGAUGAUAACCACAUCAGUUCCCUCCACCCAUCAGUCUUCCAUGGAUUAAUAAGAGCAACCACAGUGAGCCUCUCCAACAACCAGCUUUCAUCUCUACAUCCUGACCAGUUCAGGGAUCUUUCUGGGUUAAAAGAGUUAAAAUUGGACAGAAACCAGAUUGUUAAACUCCCCUCUAACUUGUUCACCACUCUUGGAAAACUUGCAACACUAGAUAUGGGCAACAAUAACCUCACUGAGCUGUCUUUCCACAGCUUUGAAGGGCUGAAGAAACUUAAAAAUCUGCGAAUGAGCUUCAAUCCGCUUCAGAGUGUUUGUCGCAAUGCCUUCAAGAACCUCGGCAAGCUCCGCACUCUUCUGCUGCAGAGCAACAGCCUGGAGAGCUUACAUCCGGAGCUCUUUGAACCACUAACAAAGCUAAAAGAACUGAACCUGGAUGGAAAUAAGCUGGCCCACCUGGAUCCUGGGGUCUUUCAAGGGCUUAAAGACCUCCAGGAGCUAAGUCUAAAGUCAAACCAGCUUAGGUCCCUGCAGAAAGAGACUCUGGACCCUCUAAAAGGAUUGAAAAGCAUCUACCUCUCAGAUAAUUUGUGGAAUUGCAAAUAUAGCAGUAUAUUCUACCUAUGCAACUGGGUCACCGUGCACAGAGAAAAAGUGAGCGAUAAGCCCGCCUGCUACUCCCCCUCCAGGACUGAGCGCCCUCCUCCCCCACAGUCACCGCGCCUCUUACUGGAUUACUGUGCUGCAGCUGCUGCACGAUGCCCUGCUUUGCUUCCUCUAGAACUGCUGAGCGUGCUCGCACCUUCUCUCAUUGCUGCCGCCUUCUGUCACCUAUGAAGUGGUCCAAACUUUCCGUACGCCCUCUUCCUUAUUUGUCUGCACUUAUCAUUAGAAUUUACAUUGCAUUGGCCAAAGAAAAAAAUCCAAAAUGUCUGUGCAAAACUAAAACUCAAUGCAGUGAUUAAGUAGUUUGUUCAACCCCUGGCAAAAAUUAUGGAAUCCCCAGCAUCGGCGGAUGUUGAUUGUUUAAUUUUUUUUAGAAAAAAAGCAGAUCACAGACAUGACACUAAAGAAAGUCAUUUCGAAUGGCAACUGUCUGGCUUUAACAGAAAUAAAAAAGAAAAUGUGGUAGUCAGUAACAGUUACUUUUUUAGACCCAGCAGAGGAAAAAAAUACUAAAUCACUCAAUUCUGAGGAAAGAAUUAUGGAAUCAUGAGAAACAAAAGUCACUCCAACACAUCAAAACACCUCUGGCUUUUAUAACGGCUUGUAGUCUUUGAGGUAUGGACUUAAUGAGUUAAAUGGUACCCUUCAUUAAUCUGGCUCCAAUUUUCUCUGAUUGCUGUUGCCAGAUCAGCUCUUUCAGGUUGGAUCCUUGUCAUGAGGCAUUUUAUUCAACUUCCACCAAAUAUUUUCAAUUGGAUUAAGAUCCAGAUUAUUCUCAGGCCAUAACAUAAACCUUAUGUGUCUUUUUUUCAAGGAAUGUUUUCACUAGUGAUGUUGUGAGAUGAGGCGAGGCUUCAAAGGGGGCGUUUCCGCGAGGUGUGUGUUGAGGCUUGUUUCAUUUGGGGGAGGAGUGAAAAUAGAUGACGUCCGAAGCCUCGCUACCCUACUGCUUCAGGAAGUGGUUCAGCUCGCCCGGAACUUCUGCAGGCAUUUAAACAGCCUCUGUGUUCAAUCAGGUGUGGGAGUUUGUAGUUGAAUAGAGUUUGGAUAUAAACUGAGAAUAGAUUGGUUGGAAAAACAACUAAUCUAGUUGAUUAAAACUAGUUUGGUUAGAUUAAACAAUGUAAUGAUCAAAAUCUGAGCGAGCCACUGGUUACAAAUGUAAUGGGUUUUAAGUAGUACCUUCCUCAAGAGUUGCCACCUUGCUAGUGGCUUUUAGCUGUAAGAGGUUGUUGCUUCAGUACUUACCUCAGACUUUUGAAAGUUGCAAUAAUACUUCACAAGUAUUUGGGCUAAAGUUACUCAUUUUUAUUGUUUUGCCCUAGUAUAAAUAUAGAUUGGGUAAAAAUACUACCAAAUUAGAAUUAGACAUCAUCAUUUGCACUUUCACUGUCUGCUUGAGCUUAUUUAACUAAAAUGGCAGAAAAACAGAGAACCUCAAAUUAUUUUUCUCUUCUAAGACAUUUUACACACAAACAAACUUACGAAACGUUUUAUUAAACAGACAAAUCAUUAUAAAUUUCAAACGAACUUAAACGGGGAAAAAAUACACGAAGAACUGCAAAAAAAUCGCAGAUUAUAUUUCUAACCGUAGUUCUGCCCUUCACCAGUAGGUGGUGACAUGUUUACAUGAAGCUUCAUGAACUGCGGGGAUCGUUGAAGCAAUUUGGCAAAACAUUUCAAUGUUUCGUGAGGCUUCACCAUCACUAUUUUUCACAGUUUUCGCUCUAUAACAAAAUGCAUCAUCAUGUUGAAAAUGACUUCAUCAUCCACAAACAUCCUUUCAACUGAUGGGAUAAGAAAAGUGUCCAAAAUCAAAUCAAAAGGUACACUUGUGCAUUUGUUGAAGAUGUAAUUACAGCCAUCUCCCCAGUGGCUUUAACUGACAUGCAGCCCCAUGGCAUCAAUGACUGUGGAAAUUUGCUUGUCCUCUUCAGGCAGUGAUCUUUAUAAGUCUAAGUGGAACGGCACCAGAAUAAAAAUGUCAGAAUCAUCCUCUUGCCCAAUGCAGAUUCCAGAUUCAUCACUGAAUACGACUUUCAUCCAGUCAUCCAUAGUCAAUGAUUGCUUUUCCUUAGCCCAUUGUAACCUCAUUUUUUUCUGUUGAGGUGUUAAUGAUGGCUUUCGUUUAGCUUUCCUUUAGGUGGUUUCUUGCAGUUCGGUCACAGACUUUGAUUCCAGUUUCCUCCCAUUCGAUCUUGUAUGUUUUGUUGUGCAUUUUUGGUUUUUUAAACAUAUUGCUUUAAGUUUUCUGCCUUCAUGCUUUGAUAUCUUCCUUGGUCUACCAGUAUGUUUGCCUUUAACAAACUUCCCAUGUUGUUUGUCCAGAUUUUAGAGACAGCUGAAUGUGAACAACCAACAUCUUUUGCAACAUUGCGUGAUGAUUUACCCUCUUUUAAGAGUUUCAUAAUCCUAUUCUGUGUUUCAACUGACAUCUCCUGCUCUAGGUGCAGCAGCUCUUCAAAGUGUGAUCCCUCCUUCUUUGAUGCAGAUUAACAAGCAGGUCCCUUUUGAUGCAGUUGUCAGUUUUGGGUAUAUAAAUUUACGGGGUAAUACCAUAAUUAUGUCCUCAGAAUUGAGUGAUUCCAUAUUUUUUUCCCUUGCUUGGUCUAAAAAAGUGACCGUUACUGACUACCACACUUUUUUUUCUUGAUUUAUUUUAGUUGUUCUUUAAGCCGGCCAUUUGCAAGGAUUUUAGU
Molecule: messenger RNA, 4735 nt
Organism: Cyprinodon tularosa
Lineage: Eukaryota; Metazoa; Chordata; Actinopteri; Cyprinodontiformes; Cyprinodontidae
Product: leucine-rich repeat-containing protein 15
Exons: 3
Coding region: 102-2207 (701 amino acids)
Cellular component (GO): extracellular matrix
Molecular function (GO): protein binding
Source: RefSeq, a predicted model, not a curated record